CCGCAGACCCAGGUGCCCCGCCAGCGGCUGCGGUGGCCGCGGUCCCGGCGUUUGGCCCGUCGGGGGCUCCCCCUCCAGGUCCCGAGCCCGGGCCCAGCAAUGUGCACCGUAUCCAGAUGGAUUUUGCGCCAUCCAUGGAGGACGAGUUGGAGCUCCAGGCCGGUCAGCUCGUCCGAUUACUGCAUGAGUACGACGACGGAUGGGCUCUCUGCAUCCGGCUGGAUCGUUCGCAGCAAGGUGUGGCUCCCCGCUCCUGUCUGUCCGCUCGCCCCGUGCAACCCCGUGCUCGUCCCCCUCCGGGCUCUGGUCCGAUCCCCCACGGACCCCCCAUGAUGGGACCCAACGGCCGUAUGCCCCCGCCGGGUCGCUUCUACCCUCAGGAUCCUCGCCCGCAAUCCCCGGGAGGCCGUCCGAUGUCCCCAGGUCCUCGAUCCAUGUCCCCGGGUCCUCGCUCCAUGUCUCCGGCGCGUCCCCCCAAUGGUGGCCCUCCGCCCCGUCCCUACCCCCAGGGACCCAUGUCGCCCGCGGGUCGUUUUCCGCCCGUGCCCCGCGCACAAUCCCCCGGCCCCGGUGGGCGACCCAUGCCGCCUAGAUCCAUGAGCCCCGGACCGUACGGGGCCCCGGGCAUGCAGCGACCGGACAUGGCCGCUGCUCAGCGAAAGCGCAGCAACAGCGCUGGAGGUGCCGCCGGACCAGUCCCCCGCAUGGGUUCCCCACCGGGCCCCAGUCCCUUGGCGCCGCCGGCCACGCCUCCGCCGUCGAGCGCACUCCCCGCCGUUCCGGCUCCUGACGCCGCACCGGCCGCAAAGACGACCCCUGACAAUAGCGCAUAAGGACCUAUACCCCGUGACUGUUCCAUUUUAGCCAGACGGCAACUCACCCAUCGAUCUGGGUGAUCACCCGUCUAAUUGCCGCUGGACGGGAGACAUGUCUACAAUGAUGUUUACUGCGUCUGCGACGAACGACCCAUAUCGCCCAAUGCGAAUACCAAAUACCAAAUCUGCAAUUUUCCUUCUUCUUCUUUCUCUUUCCAUAUUUCCCCUUCUUUUGGCCUUUCAAUUCGCUUUCUCACGAUACUACAUCGUCUAUCUGUCUGAUGAAACAGUAACAAACGUAAAUAAUCAGACUGCCUUCAGUCUCUGAUAUCCUGUUGAAUGUAUUGUAAUGUGUGGUUCGAAUUGACCGGAUAUACCCCUUUCUUUCCUUUUAUCUUAUUCUCUCCUGAAUUUAUCUUUUUUUUUUCUUUCUUAUUUUUCUUCGCUUUGAUGUUGUGUUUACCCAUAGCUGUAUCUUACUCAAACCCAAUAUACCAUACAAAUAUUAUAUAUC
Molecule: messenger RNA, 1329 nt
Organism: Aspergillus candidus
Lineage: Eukaryota; Fungi; Ascomycota; Eurotiomycetes; Eurotiales; Aspergillaceae
Product: SH3 domain protein
Exons: 1
Coding region: 117-833 (238 amino acids)
Molecular function (GO): protein binding
Source: RefSeq, a predicted model, not a curated record